Molecule: messenger RNA, 1637 nt
Organism: Hordeum vulgare subsp. vulgare (domesticated barley)
Lineage: Eukaryota; Viridiplantae; Streptophyta; Magnoliopsida; Poales; Poaceae
Exons: 15
Coding region: 16-1560 (514 amino acids)
Source: RefSeq, a predicted model, not a curated record
UAUAUAACGUCGCUCAUGUCGCCCGCGCCGACGGUGGAGGCGCUGGGGAGGCAGCCGGACGUGCCCGGGACGGCGGCUGCGGCGGUGAUGGCCAAGGAGAAGAAGGACGGGGUGGUGAAGGAGGUGAUACGGCUCGAGCGGGAGUCCGUCAUCCCCAUCCUCAAGCCCAAACUCGUCAUGAAGCUCUCCUACCUCAUCGAGCAAGAUAAAGACCGUGCCGAGUUUUUGAAGCUAUGUAGGAGGGUGGAGUACACUAUACGUGCUUGGUAUCUUCUGCAAUUUGAGGAUCUAAUGCAAUUGUAUGCCCUGUUCGAUCCUGUUUCUGGAGAGAAGAGUUUGGAGCAGCAGAGCCUGACACGUGAUGAGACUGAAACUCUUGAACUCAAUUUUCUAACGUACCUUUUUCAGAUAAUGGACAAGAGCAACUUCAAGUUGUUGUCUGAUGAAGAGAAUGAAGUAGCUCAUUCUGGUCAGUAUCUUCUGAACCUACCGAUCAAAGUUGACGAAUCGAAGGUUGACAAAACGUUGUUGACCAAGUACUUUAAAGAGCACCCACAUGAUAACCUACCAGCAUUCGCCGAUAAGUAUAUUGUGUUCCGCCGAGGCAUUGGAAUCGACCAAACAACAGAUUACUUCUUUAUGGAGAAAGUGGAUGUGAUCAUAUCUCGAGUUUGGAGAUUCUUGCUAAGAGUCACAAUGAUUGAGAAAUUGUUCUCUAGGAAGCGAAAAUUGAAGCCCAAAAAAGACACAAAGAAGACUGACGAAGUCAAUGACGAAGAGCCAGCAGACCUCUUUGUUGAGCGUAUACGCCUUGAAAAAAUGGAGCUGAGCAUAAGGAAUCUACUAAGUCAGAUGACAAUUCAAGAGCCUACAUUUGAAAGGAUAAUCGUGGUGUAUAGGAGGGCCAGCAAAGAAACUAAUAAAGAUCGGGGAAUAUUUGUAAAGCAUUUCAAGAACAUUCCAAUGGCUGACAUGGAGUUAGUUCUGCCAGAGAAGAAGAACCCUAGUUUAACGCCAAUGGAUUGGGUCACGUUCCUAAUUUCUGCAGUGCUUGGUUUGGUCACUCUAGUAGGUUCUCUUGAAAUGCCAAAGGCCGAUAUAUGGGUUGUCACCGCCAUAGUUUCCGGUUUGGUUGGAUAUUGUGCUAAGAUCUACUUCACAUUUCAGGCGAACAUGGUUACUUACCAGAAUUUAAUUACAAAGUCGAUGUAUGACAAGCAGCUUGACAGUGGCAAAGGAACGCUUCUACACUUAUGCGACGACGUGAUCCAGCAAGAAGUUAAAGAGGUCAUUGUCUCCUAUUAUAUUCUGAUGGAGCAAGGAAAAGCGACUAUACAAGAUCUCGAUUCGCGUUGCGAACAGCUCAUCAAGGAAGAGUUCGGUGUGGAGUGCAAUUUCGACGUCGUUGAUGCGGUGAAGAAGCUAGAGAAGCUUGGAAUUGUGUCCCGGGACUCAAUCGGGAGGAUCAUGUGCGUUCCGCUGAAGCGCGCAAAUGAGGUUAUAGGGACUACGACCGAGGAAAUGGUGAUGCGUGCCCAACAAGCACCAGCUGGUUCUUAGGCUCUGCAGAGUGGCAGAGAGAGUGACAUCUGUUCGCAGGAAGACGGUUUAUCUUAAAGCAAUCUCCUCAUGUUCCA